This is a messenger RNA of Cyprinus carpio (common carp), 946 nucleotides long. RefSeq names its product ADP-ribosylation factor 4. Gene Ontology annotation, biological process: vesicle-mediated transport; intracellular protein transport. Gene Ontology annotation, cellular component: plasma membrane; cytoplasm. The record is from RefSeq and is a predicted model, not a curated record. NCBI's taxonomy places the organism in Eukaryota, Metazoa, Chordata, Actinopteri, Cypriniformes, Cyprinidae. Gene Ontology annotation, molecular function: GTP binding; GTPase activity.
GCAGGAAGUGACGCCAAGUCUUCCACGGUGGCUCCUCUUCUUACGUGGCAACGCGUCAAGCGAGCGCGAGACACGGAGCACAAAGAGACGAAAUAUUAAUUAAAAUACAUCCUCACGUUUUCUUUACUGUUUCGCUUGUUGUUAGGGUUUAGGUUUUCUUUUGGAUCAUCAUGGGUCUGACCAUCUCAUCGCUCUUCGGGAGACUUUUCGGCAAGAAACAGAUGAGAAUACUGAUGGUGGGUUUGGACGCUGCAGGUAAAACCACGAUACUUUACAAGCUGAAGCUGGGAGAAAUUGUGACCACUAUCCCUACUAUAGGUUUUAAUGUAGAGACUGUUGAAUACAAGAACAUCUGCUUCACCGUGUGGGAUGUCGGCGGUCAGGACAAGAUUCGUCCUCUCUGGAGACACUAUUUUCAGAACACACAGGGUCUGAUCUUUGUGGUGGACAGCAAUGACAGAGAGAGAGUGGCCGAAUCUGCAGAGGAGCUUUCUAAAAUGUUGCAAGAAGAUGAACUGAGGGACGCCGUGCUUCUGGUUUUUGCAAACAAACAGGAUCUGCCUAACGCCAUGGCUGUCAGUGAACUCACAGACAAACUUGGCCUGCAAAGCCUACGCAGCAGAACGUGGUACGUUCAAGCAACCUGUGCUACACAAGGCACCGGACUCUAUGAAGGACUGGACUGGUUAUCAAACGAGCUCUCCAAACGCUAGUGUGCCUGCUGAUGGUGGCGAGAUGUGUGUGUACUUUAGAAAGAUGGAGUGUGCCGGUUGAUAGACUCUGUCUUGAAGAACUUGAGUGAGUGAGAGUGAGUGUGUGUGUGUGUGUGUGUGUGAAGGAGCUAUCAAGUGUUGAGCAUCAUGUCUAAUCUGUCUGAUCUGUCUUUUUCUAUGCUGUAUUCCUACUAAUUCUUUUAAUUCUUUUCCUUACAAAUCCUUUUUUUUUU